AUGACACCAGCCAAAGCCUUACUUACCCCACUGCAUGUCGUCUCGAGUUCCAUCACCAUCACAACUUUCAGACAAGCCAGUGUGUUCUCGAAAUCCAGCCGUCGGAAAGCGGACCAUCAUGCUCCACAGAUCAUGCUCCACUUCCCCGGAUUCUCAGCCUGGGCUUCUGGCGCUUCUUGUGCUCAGCGCCACGGGCCUGGUGUCGAUUGUGGCGUUUACGCGAGACGCGGGCGUGAUUGGACGGUGAGGUUGAAAGGGUCUUGCUGGAGUCUAGGCCAAAGUCCUCUCAUGACCUUACGCUCUCAACUACUCCUAAUAGUAGUAGCCCUGGAGAAUCCCACAGCAUUCACAUGA
This is a messenger RNA of Westerdykella ornata, 354 nucleotides long. RefSeq lists its product as uncharacterized. The transcript has 2 exons. The record is from RefSeq and is a predicted model, not a curated record. Lineage: Eukaryota; Fungi; Ascomycota; Dothideomycetes; Pleosporales; Sporormiaceae. Bases 1 to 354 code for a protein of 117 amino acids.